Messenger RNA from Aspergillus aculeatus ATCC 16872, 1329 nucleotides. RefSeq lists its product as uncharacterized. The record is from RefSeq and is a predicted model, not a curated record. The transcript has a single exon. NCBI's taxonomy places the organism in Eukaryota, Fungi, Ascomycota, Eurotiomycetes, Eurotiales, Aspergillaceae. Gene Ontology annotation, molecular function: hydrolase activity, acting on carbon-nitrogen (but not peptide) bonds. Bases 1 to 1329 code for a protein of 442 amino acids.
AUGGGUUCCCUUGGAUAUGUCCACCGACGCCCAUACCAACCAACUCCGGCCGACAUUACUAUCAAGAAUCGCGGCCCUCAAGAUCCACCCAAAAUUCUAUUUCGGAAUGUCCGCAUUCUCGACUCAACCGGCGCAGAGCCAUUUUGUGGUGAUGUACUGAUUGAAGGUGAGCGCAUCGUCUCGGUCGGCCAAGUUGAUACCACCGGCACCCAAGGAGUACUGGUCAUCGACGGUGGUGGCACCAAGACACUCAUGUCCGGACUGGCGGACUCGCAUACUCACCUCAGCUGGAACAAUGCGGCUACGCUGGAUGAACUCACCAGUCUUCCGCUCGAGGAACAUGUCUUGCAUACCGCAAACUCAGCCCGAAUCUACCUUGACCACGGCUACACAAUGUGUUUCGGAGCUGCUGCGGCCCAACCGCGACUCGACAUUGCCAUCAAAGCUGCAAUCAAAUCGGGAUUAAUCCCCGGCCCACGCACUUUGGCCAACUGUCCAGAGUUGACCAAGCCUGACGGAGCGAUCGUUCCUCAGAUCUCGCGCUAUGCGGAUGGGCCGGAGGAGAUGCGCAAGGUGGUUCGAGAAUUCGUCGAACUGGGCGCCGACAAUAUCAAGUUGAGUAUGACCGGGGACAACGUACAUCCUACGAUGCCCAGUGAGGAGACAUACUUCGAUCUGGAGGAGACGGUUGCGGCAGUGGAGGAGGCACAUCUCCAUGGUAAACGGGUCUGCGCCCAUGCUCGGAGUGCUGCAUCGGUCAAGCAAUGUGUGCAGGCCGGGGUCGAUGUCAUUUAUCAUGCAAGUUUCACGGAUGAGGAAGGUAUGGAUCUUCUCGAGCAGCACAAGGGCUCGGUCUGGGUCGCUCCGGCUAUCAAUCUCUUGUACGCGAUGGUGCAGGGUGACGCAGAGCCUUACGGAGUGUCGCCCAAAGUGGCCGAGCAGAAAGGGAUCACGUACGAGGUCGAGGUCGCUUGUCAAGCCAUGCGCGAGAUGCGUCGUCGGGGGAUCCGCGUCCUCCCUGGUGGUGAUUACGGGUUUGCCUGGGCCCCCCAUGGCACCUAUGCACGUGAUCUGAAGCACUUGGUGGAUCUGUUUGGAUACACGCCGAUGGAGAGCAUUCUGGCUGCGACCGCGAUGGCAGGCGAGCUCAUGGGCUAUCCGGACGAGCUUGGAAAAGUGCAGCCGGGCUAUUUUGCCGAUGUGAUUCUGGUAGAUGGCGAUCCUUUGCACGACAUCAGUGUCUUGCAGAACAAGGAUCGUCUACACACGAUUGUAAUCAACGGCCACAUUCACAAGAAUAUUCACCCGACAGGAGAGGUUCUGGCAUGA